AAGACCUUCCUGGUCCAAGUUGUAAGCUUGUAGCACAUGGAUUUUACAUUUGUUUAUCAAGUCCACGCUAAUUUUCAGUAGUCAUUGUUCCUGCAGAUACAUUAUACAGUGUAUUAGGCCAUCAGAAGAUAUCAGUAUUUCAGCUAUGUGUUCAUUCAAGUUUUUUGUUCGAGUACUAGUAGCAGUAGUAGUAGUAGUGAUCGGAGCAGGUUCAGUGACAAAUGUUUCGGGUCAGAACGAAAAAACUGAUGAUUGCAACAUAGUAAAAAGAUGCAAGAAAACUGGCCCAAGCGUCCGUUUCCCUUUCUAUCUUAGUACCAACAAGCUUGAUUCAUGUGUAAACUCGUACCCUUCAGGUUUUAAGCUCUUUUGCAGAGGCAAAGACACCGUGCUUCAGUUUAAGUAUUUAUCCGAUACAUCUGUAAACGGACAACAGCUCUCAUUUUCUAUAGAUGCAUCCGUCAAUGAAAUCAAUUACAAUUCACAAGAGGUAAUUCUCGGAUCAUUUAUGUUUACAAGUCCUCAUGCGCUGAUCCGGGCCUCCUUGAAUUCCAAUUCAAGUUCUGAUAUUGUUGCACCAUUCAAGAUUUCAGAAGGGAAUUUGUUCCUCAAUAACUAUACUUUCUUCAAUUGUUCAUCAGAAGGUGACAGACUGUUUAGGUCUUUUGUUCCAAGCGUGACUCUCUUCUCGAAUGAGGCUAGUUUCCAGUAUUACGCCUUCUUGUCAAAUUCAUUUUACACUUUUGAUGUGCCUAUCAGAUCAUGCACCAGGAAGUACAGUGUCUCUGGUGCCCCUCUUUUGCUCGAUUACCGAAUUUCUGAGCGCCAUUAUGAUCAGCUUCGGAUGAAUUGGUUCACACCAAAUUGUAGAAAAUGUGAAGCCAGUGGAGAAUAUUGCAAGUUCAGUAACAAUACAAGUAGCAGCAGCAGUAGUAACCUCAUUCGAAAUGGCACCAGCACUGUAUGUUUCCCCAUACCAGCGCCUCCGCCUGCAGUAAGAGGUCAUGGUGCAUCAAUCAGGUCAGUGUUAUCAAAGCCAUCAGGGAUAGUCCCUAGUGCAUUGUUCAUUGCUCUUGUGUUAGCUGGGGUACUAUACUAUGUGAUCAGGUCACGUCAUCUAAAGGAAGAAGAUCGUCAGAGGAUUGAGAUGUUUAUGAAUGAUUACAAAGCUAUGAAACCAACAAGAUAUUCGUAUGUUGAUAUCAAGAAAAUAACUAAUCAUUUCAGUGAAAAAUUAGGCCAAGGUGGCUUCGGAUCAGUCUACAAAGGCCAGAUCACUGAUGAGAUUGUUGUUGCAGUUAAGGUCCUCAAUAUUGAUUCCAAAAGUAAUGGGGAUGACUUCAUCAACGAAGUAGGCACUAUCGGACGUAUCCAUCAUGUUAAUGUGGUUCGCCUUGUGGGGUAUUGCGCUGAUGGAUGCAAUCGAGCUCUGGUUUAUGAGUUCCAACCUAAUGAUUCUCUCCAAAAGUUUACUUACUCUGCAAUAAACAAUAAGAACAACUUCCUUGGUUGGGAGAAGAUGCAAGAAAUUGCUCUAGGUAUAGCUAAAGGAAUCGAAUAUCUUCACCAAGGAUGUGCCCAGCAGAUUCUUCACUUUGAUAUCAAACCUCACAAUAUCUUGUUGGAUCAAACUUUCACUCCCAAAAUUGCUGAUUUUGGGUUGGCUAAAUUGUGUUCCAAGGACCAGAGUAUUGUAUCAAUGACUAUGGCUAGAGGAACCAUUGGUUAUAUUGCGCCAGAAGUAUUUUCUAGGAAUUUCGGGAAGGUGUCAUCAAAAUCAGAUGUUUACAGUUUUGGAAUGUUAUUGCUCGAAAUGGUUGGAGCUAGGAACAACGAAGCAGCAGUAAACAGCAGUGAUACGUACUUUCCAGAAUGGAUAUAUCGUCGGUUGGAGGGAGGUGGAGAAGUGGCAAUCCAAAUAUUAGAGAAAGAAGAAGACACGAAUAUAGCAAGAAAGCUGACAAUUGUGGGUCUUUGGUGCAUAGGGUGGCAUCCGGCAGACAGACCAUCCAUGACUCGAGUGAUCCAGAUGCUAGAAAAACCAGAUUGUCCAGCAAUGCCACCUAAUCCUUUUGGUGCCGCAAGUUCAGCACCUUUUAGUGCUGCAUAUUCAGUACAUUCCAGCCUCUUUUCGAACGAGCUCGAUGUUAUUUCCGAAUCCGAAAAACAAGAUUAAGUACACAAGUAUAGUUUGAUCUAUUCUUCUAUAAUAGUAUUAUCAAUUGUUUCAA
This is a messenger RNA of Daucus carota subsp. sativus, 2231 nucleotides long. Its product is annotated as rust resistance kinase Lr10-like. Gene Ontology annotation, biological process: protein phosphorylation. The transcript is spliced from 3 exons. Gene Ontology annotation, molecular function: protein kinase activity; ATP binding. Bases 146 to 2176 code for a protein of 676 amino acids. The record is from RefSeq and is a predicted model, not a curated record. Lineage: Eukaryota; Viridiplantae; Streptophyta; Magnoliopsida; Apiales; Apiaceae.